This is a messenger RNA of Cannabis sativa, 717 nucleotides long. RefSeq lists its product as uncharacterized. Lineage: Eukaryota; Viridiplantae; Streptophyta; Magnoliopsida; Rosales; Cannabaceae. The record is from RefSeq and is a predicted model, not a curated record. Bases 1 to 717 code for a protein of 238 amino acids. The transcript is spliced from 4 exons.
AUGGAUUUAUCUGGUCAUGCAAUGUGUUACUUCGGUUUGAUAUUCAAUUAUUCACGGUGGACAGUUAUAGUACCGAUCAUUCCUACUCGCGAGGGCUUCUCUUCUCUUAUUCAAAAGACUGAAGUUAACCGUGCCUUACAUGGGUAUUAUGUUGUUCAUGGGCCCCCCUCUAUUACUCAUAUGCUAUUCGCCGAUGACAACUAUCUCUUUUGUCAAGGCACUACUGGGGCUGCUUCUAGUGUGGUUAAUUUGCUUCGGGUGUCUGAAGGUGCUUCAGGUCAAAAGAUAAUUAUUGCCAAGUCAAAUGUCUUUUCCAGUCCUAAUACUGAGAACUCCCUUCGCCAAAGCAUAUGCAAAGAAAUUCUAUUAAAGACUAUCAUCCAAUCUCUGCCUACUUAUGCCAUGAGUGUCUUUCUUCUUAUUAUUGGAACUUGUCAUGAGAUCGAGGAAGCUAUGGCUCGUUUCUGGUGGAAGCCAAACUCGAGCAAAGGUAAAGGCUCCUCAACAAGCAUUUUGAACCAUCCAUGGCUUCCAGAUAGAGCCAAUCGUUUUGUGACUACGGUGCACCCUAGUUUGCUUAAUCAAAAUGUUUGUUCUCUUCUUAGCACCGAGAGUCGAAGUUGGGAUAGGGAUUUGGUUUUUGACAUGUUCAAUGCCCGCGAUGCUAAUUUAAUCCUUGGAAUCCCUUUAAGUUUGAAUGUUGUUGACGAGUGUUGA